Molecule: messenger RNA, 4848 nt
Organism: Sitodiplosis mosellana (orange wheat blossom midge)
Lineage: Eukaryota; Metazoa; Arthropoda; Insecta; Diptera; Cecidomyiidae
Product: probable ATP-dependent RNA helicase spindle-E
Exons: 16
Coding region: 177-4508 (1443 amino acids)
Cellular component (GO): intracellular anatomical structure
Molecular function (GO): ATP binding; RNA binding
Source: RefSeq, a predicted model, not a curated record
GUGUUCAACGCAUUUGAAGCCACUGAUCCAUUUGGUUUGUGUGUCCCUAUCGAAAUGCGAACGAAACUGUCAUACGAAAAAUGAUUUUGAAAUACCAUUAGAGCAACGAGAUACAACGGAGAAAACAAACACUUUCGCAUGAGCUGAGGAAAAAUCAGAGAAAAGAAAAGGAAAAAAUGGAUGACCUUCUCAACCGUUUUCUCGCGGGCCAGUCGAUCAAACGAGAAACUAUACCUGGAGGAACAACUGGCGGAAGAAUUGCUACCGAAUAUGAAAGACCAAACUACAAAGAAGAUGAAGAGCCCGAACGAAACACCAAGUAUGCCAAGGAAUUCAAAAACAAAAUCCGCGAAGAAGUAUGGCGGAGGUUUGAUAUACAACGAAACGUGGAAAAAGACAAACAGGAACCAAGUGACAUUUACAGAAAGUAUUCAUUCACAACACGCGUUCCAACACAAAAAUUGCCAAUCGAAGAGCAUCGCCAUCGAAUUCUGAACACGAUUCGUGACAACACAGUAGUAAUUCUACGCGGCCCAACAGGUUGUGGCAAAACAACAAAAGUGCCACAGUUCAUACUGGAUGAAUACCGAGAAAAGGAUCUAUUUUGCAACAUUAUUGUAGCGCAACCACGACGUAUUGCUGCAUCGUCGAACGCCAAACGAGUGUGCAAGGAACGAGGAUGGCCAUGUGGAUCACUUGUCGGAUACCAGGUAGGCUCUGAUCAGGGUAUAAAUUGCUCUAAAGACACCCGAAUUCUCUUCUGUACGACUGGUGUGUUAGUUGAAAAGAUCAUACAUGGCGACCAAUACAAUCCGCUCGACAAAUUUACGCACAUAAUUUUGGACGAGGUUCACGAACGUGACAAAGAUAUGGACUUUUUGAUGAUUGCCAUUUACAAGUAUCUCAAUCCAAAAAUUCGCGUCAUUCUAAUGUCGGCCACCAUUGAUGUUGAUAAGUUUGCCAGAUACUACCAAGUCCCAUCAAACGAUUUAACAUCUGGAAAAGCACCGGUCAUUGAAUUAGGUUAUGAACGUAACUUCCACGUGGAGAAAAUUUUCCUUGAUGAAAUCGAACGAAUGGAAUGCCAAGAGAGGAUGAAUAUGCCAGAAAUUUCCGAACAAAUGUACCGUUGUGCCUUGCGGUUGAUUUGCUUAUUUGAACGAGUGGAUCGAAUUCACAGCGAAGCCAAUGGCAUUGACACCGCAACAUAUGAAAGAAGCCCAAAACCAACAGUUUUGAUAUUUCUACCGGGCAUCUUUGAAAUCAAGCAAAUGUAUCAGCGACUUGAAGAAUGGCGUUUCAUCAAUGAUGAGACCAAAAUUCUUCGAAUCGUAAUGCACUCCACUGCUGAUCCAUUGCUCAAUGAGUUGGCCAUGCAAGAAUCCGACCAAAAUACACGGAAGAUCAUAUUGGCGACAAACAUCGCUGAAAGUUCGAUUACAGUGCCAGACGUUAAAUAUGUGAUCGAUUUUUGCUUGUCCAGAAAUCUUGUAGUCAAUCCCAUGACAAAUUUUCCAUCGCUUCAAUUGGCGUGGGCAUCUCGCGAUAACUGCGAACAAAGAGCCGGUCGAACUGGACGUGUAAUGAAUGGAUGGUGCUUCAGGCUGGUGUCCCGUCACUUUUACAAUCACGAAAUGAGACAAUCGGCCAAAGCUGAAAUGAUCACAAGUCCUUUGGAAAAUAUCAUUUUGAAGACAAAACAAUUGAAUUUGGGUACACCCGAAGAAGUGCUUUCAUUGGCACUUGAUAAACCCUAUUUGGAUGACAUUCACAAUGCCGUGCUGCGGUUGAAAGAAAUGGGCGCCAUGUUGAAAACAACCAAAGGCAAAACAAUCGUACGUGAUGGCGAUAUUACGUACAUUGGUGAAAUUAUGUCGAAAUUGCCGAUCGAUGUGAAAUUGUCCAAAUUGAUUGCUCUUGGAUACUGCUUCGGUGUGUUGGAAGAAUGCAUUAUCAUAGCCGCCGCUUUGAACUCAAAGAAUAUGUUCAAAUACAAUCGAUCGGUGGGUGGAAUCGAUGCAUACACUAAACGACUCGAAUUCGCCGAUGGAAGUGGUUCCGAUUUGUUUGCUUUACUGAACGCGUAUAGAAAAUGGAAGCAAUUGCGUAGCCAAGGCGAAUUUGGCAACGCCAAUGCCAAAAAUUAUACCGAUCGCAAAAAAGUGAAAGCUGCCGAAAAGGAAUGGGCAGAGGCAAACUAUUUGGAAAUUUCGUCGUUGCGUGAAUGUGAUGAAUAUGUCAGAGAUCUGCGCACUCGUAUCAAGCGUAUAAAUUUGAUAGAUUGCAGCAAAUCCGAUGUCACAUGGAAUCGAAAUGAAAAGUACAUUGUUCUGAAAGUCGUAAUCUCCGGCGCUUUCUAUCCAAACUACUUCUCUCGGUCAACGAAUAACAAACGCGACUCAGAAUUAGAAGCUGAAAUAGAUAAAAAAAUAGGUGGUCGAGAUUUAAGUGACACCGUCUACUUCAGUGGUUUUAAAUUUUGCGACAUGCCACACAUUUACAUCCAGCGUAUCAAAGACAUUUUGGUGCACAAUAAUGUAAUCAGCCAAAAAGAUUCGCACAGUGUUACCGUUUCACAUGACGGCGUCUCGGAACGAGUUUUUGUUUCGUUCAAGAAAACUGGCAAAGAAGGCGACAUCAAAAAGUAUGGCGUGGCAUGCCAUCCGGGAUUCGUUCUGACGGAAGUUUAUAAGGCGGUCAAAUUACGAAGUUUGAAACCGGAACAUCACAUCGACGUUCUUUCUGACCGCAAUACAGCCUUAGGCUACGCACAAAGUAAAGGACUUAUUUAUACGCCCGAAGGAAGGGUUCAUACUAAAACCGAAGAAGAGUACAAUAACGUUUGCUAUCCGAAAAAACUCGAUAGAAUUGUCAAAGGGUUCAUCUCACAUACAGAAAAUUGCAGUCGUUUCUGGUUCCAGCCUGAAAAAAAUCUCAAGAACAUCCGCGACAUUUAUGAUGAAUUAAAUAAUCCGAACAGUGACUUGGAAUCAUUUGACAGUGAGUCUGAUGUAGUCAUCGGACAGGUUUUAGCUGCUGUGUACCCGAGUGAUAGCAAUCGCGAAGAAUUUUACCGAGCAAAGGUCAUCUUCAUCGAAAGAGACAAAAAAACUCGACGAAUCACCUACGAAGUUCGAUUCAUUGACUUUGGUAAUACACGGAAGUGUGAAUUGAAGGAUUUGAAGCGUUUUCGUGGUGUUUCGACAGAUUUCCUCACAUUGCCACCGUAUUGCUAUCAAUGUUCUCUCGCAUUCAUUCAACCGUCUCAGGUUAAUGCUCCGGAUGGAGUUUGGAGACAGGAAGCCAAUCAAAAGUUCGUUGAAAUGACAGAUGGCAUCGAACUCGAGGCUGAAGUUUACUCAGUUAUCAACGGUAUGGCUCGAGUGUUUAUAACAGCAAACAAUGUGAACAUCAAUGCCUUUUUGAUUGAUAUCAAAGUGGCGGAGCAUUGCGAAGAGAGCUAUAUGUCAAAGUAUGAGUAUAUUGAACGAGAAAUCGCUCGAAACGAAGAAAGAUCGAAGAACUAUUUGACUCAAGGCAUCAUUAGGCACUUGCAAGAGGAAGAGGUGCCCACAAUCGAGCCACCAACCCGCAAAGAUGGUCGAAUGCAUACAGUCAUAUUGAAGGGACCGUAUAGCCCGCUCGAAAUUAGUUUAUACGGUUUGACAAACAAUUCGUCGGGAGUGCCGAAAAUCGAAGAGCAAUCGGUUAAUAACGUUCUGUUGGAGAAUGAGCCAAACGAUAUGUCGGAGAAGUAUCUGGUUGCAGUGACAUCGCAUCAACACGACGAAAAUGCGGCCAUAACCGUUCGACAAACCACAAUGAUGCCAAAUAUCCGACUGUUUGCGCCAUUGAUGGCCGCUAUUUUCGCGCCAGCAAUGAAAUUGGAACGAAACAAAUUGAAAACGCACUAUAUACGAAUGAUGACGGGCUUGGGAUGUGACGACAGACAAGUGUGUCUUUCAUCCAAUUCGAACAUGAAAUUCAAUUUGGAGGCCGAACUUAAAAACACCGAUCUGGAAACCGUGAACAAUAUUCGAGCAUCGAUCGAUCGUUUAAUGUCACGGAAGUGUUUCUCCGAAUAUCCCAAGGAAAAAGUGCUUAGAAUAAUGCGCACCCUUCAAGACGAUCUCAUCAGCUUAUUGAGUUGCCAGAGAUUGUUGAUUGGUAAAGAAUAUACGAAGAUCUCCUGGGAACCAUAUAAAAACGAAGAUCUAUUAACACGCGAUAAACGAAGCCGUUACGAGCAUCUGCGAAUUUUGCCAAGGCAUCAAUUACUCCGGUUGAGCAAUCCCGAACUAGACCAUUUGUUUCGAAUGGAAAAACAUCAUGAAGAGCUGGAAAGAAUGCGAUACUCAACCAAUGAUAAUAAUCCGACCAACCGUAGCCCAAAAUGUCAUAUCUGUAAUGUUGAUAUCGACAAGAUUCGUCUUCACCUUAUAUCGCGCCAGCAUAAAGAUGGAAUCAAAUGGGUCAAAGAAGCGAUCAACGCUUUUUCAAGACAAUAAAUGCCAUUUUUUUUCUUUCAUUUAAAUUUCAUUUCAUUUGCUAAAAGCAUAAGUUUAUAUUCAAAUUAUAGUGUUCGCUGACAGCAAUCUUAAGAUUUCCUGAAAACUUGAAUCAUUUUCCAAAUACAUUUUCGAUUGGGAGUUGACUGUAUGAAAAAAAAGAACAUGUGAUGACCAUUUUGAAUUCAUGUCACACCAUUAUUUAGAUUAAAGCAAAGAAAAACAUGACACAUAUUGAAGUGUACAUAAAUCAAACGACAAAUCUCAAUUAAUUAUUUUUGUAUUGAUCGAUUUUAUUUUAAUAAACUCUUCAUGCAAAUAUUUACACUGUUGAAAUGCA